GGGGACGGCGCGGGCGCGACUGCGGCGGCUCGGGAGGGCGGGGGGCGGCGGCGCCAGCGGACACCGGAGCGGGCAGGAGCAGCGGCCGCGGCGCCGCAGGGACCAGCGGGCCCAGGCUCGGUCUGGGGUUCUUGCAGCUGGCACCAGCCCUCCCGGCCCCGGCCACCCACCCGCCGCGGGGAAGAUGCCGGAACAGAGUAACGAUUACCGCGUGGUGGUGUUCGGGGCGGGCGGCGUAGGCAAGAGCUCGCUGGUGCUGCGCUUCGUGAAGGGCACGUUCCGCGACACCUACAUCCCCACCAUCGAGGACACCUACCGGCAGGUGAUCAGCUGCGACAAGAGCGUGUGCACGCUGCAGAUCACAGACACCACCGGCAGCCACCAGUUCCCGGCCAUGCAGCGCCUGUCCAUCUCCAAGGGCCACGCCUUCAUCCUGGUGUUCUCCGUCACCAGCAAGCAGUCGCUGGAGGAGUUGGGGCCCAUCUACAAGCUCAUCGUGCAGAUCAAGGGCAGCGUGGAGGACAUCCCCGUGAUGCUCGUGGGCAACAAGUGCGACGAGACGCAGCGGGAGGUGGACACGCGCGAGGCGCAGGCGGUGGCCCAGGAGUGGAAGUGCGCUUUCAUGGAGACCUCGGCCAAGAUGAACUACAACGUCAAGGAGCUCUUCCAGGAGCUGCUGACGCUGGAGACGCGCCGCAACAUGAGCCUCAACAUCGACGGCAAGCGCUCCGGGAAGCAGAAGAGGACAGACCGCGUCAAGGGCAAAUGCACCCUCAUGUGAGCCCGGAAUGCCCGCCUGCCCGCCGCCCACCCCCACUGGCCCCCGCUGCCUCCCCCAGCACCGACACCCUCCUCGGCCUCCUCCUCUUCUCUCAUCCUUCCUCCGACACCUCGGCUGGGGAAACCGAGGCCACCCCCCCUCCGCUGCCCCUGCCCACCCCGAGGCAGGGCUGGGGCUUUUCUUCCUCCCCUGCUCUCUCUCCACCCUCCUGUUCUGUCUGUACCCUCCAAAACCAAGAGCCGGAGGUGGCCCCCUUGUCCUGCAGAUGGGAAAACAGGAUGGGGAGCUGGCAAGAGGAGCUGCUUGUUCCCACCAGGACCAGAGGAGGCUGCGUUUCCCCAUCUCCAUCUCUUUCCCUGGGGUGUCCCCAGCCAGACCUGUGCAUCCUGUCCCUCACAUUUGAUCACUGUGACCUUCCGGGGGAGGGGGGAGUUGAAAAUGCACAUCAGCCUCAGAUAUUUUUUUCUUUUUUCUCCUAUUUGGUGUUAACAUACACCCAAGCCCACCCGGCCCCUCGUGACCUCUGAUCUGUGCCCACUCCUCCGGUCCCAGAACGCACCUCUCUCCUCUGUCUUCACAGCGGGGCGUGGGGCCCAUGGGAUGGGCCUCAGACCACCAGGCAAUAACCACAGGGCCUGCAGCAGUGCCCCUGCCAGCCCCGAAUCCCACCCCCGGGACCAGCCACAUCCACAGCACAACUGCCCUGCCGGAGAGGCACCAUGGGCGUGGAGGGGCUUCCCGGACACCGCCCACCCGGGACCCGCCUCUUCCACCAAGACAGAGACGUUAGCAACGCAUGGUGGGUGGGGACCUGGGGUGCUCAGGAGGGGGUGCCCGGGCCCCGGCCAGAGAUACAUCAAUUACACCCCCGUGGGGGGACAGCCGAUGGGAGCCAGCACCAGCAGGAUCCGAGGGCACGCCGGACAGAGGUCUGCCCCACCCACUUCCUCCCCACCACCUGUGCCCCAGAGAGCAGGGCCUGCCCGGGAAGGUGGCGUCCUGGAGUCGAGUGUACCUGCAGCCAUGAGGUUCUGGGUGUUUUUUGAGACAGUCUGAGUGACACCACACUCAUGUGACCCCACAGGGUUGUGUCCAACAUACACGGAAGUGACUAUGGAACGGUGUAUUUGUGCAACCUGGGGUGCGCGGAUGGGUGACUUGUAUCUAAGUGCAUCUGCGUGUAUACCUGUGUGUGUCUGUCUGGGAUGAUAUGUUUUUGUGGCAGUCUGUGUGUGUGAGAGUGGUGUAGGGUAUACAGAGAGGUGGGUAGUUGUAGAUACCUGUGUGUGGUUGUCAACAAGACUGGAUAUGUGUGAUGUGUCUGUGUGAAUCUUUGUGCCUGUAUGAGCAUGACUAUAUUUUGGGGAGUGGGUGGUAUGGUUUAUCUGAGAGCAUUUAUCUGUAAAUAUGUUUGUCCUGAUUGAGGGACACAAUCUGUGUUCCACUCUAUAGCAACAUGACUCUAGCAAUGUGAGUUUCAGUCCCAAAUCUGUAUCAGUCAGCUACUGCUGUGUAACAAAUGACCACAAAUGUAGCAACCAGAAACAACACACGCUUAUUAUCUCAUAGAUUCUGUGGGUCAAGAGCCUGGGUGCAGGUUGGCUGGGUCCUCUACUUGGGAUCUCAGGAGGCUGCAAUCAAAGCAUUGGCCAGGCAGAGGUCUCAUCUGAAGGCCUGAUUGGGGAAGGAUUUGCUUCUUAGAAGCUCAUGUGGUUGUUGCAGCAUUCAGUUCCUUGCUCUUGCAAGACUGAAGGCCUCAGUUCCUCGCUGGCUGUUGGCUGGAAGCUGCCCUUUGUUCUGUACCAUGUGGGUCUCUCCACAGUGGGGCUCAGAGCACAGCAGCUAAGUUAGUGAGGGAAGGUGAGAUGGAGGUUUUGGUCUUAUUGGGUGUGAGGAAGCAACGUGUGUGUGUGUGUGUGUGUGUGUGUGCGUGCUUUUGUGCAGUGAGAGAGAGAGAGAGAUUGCACGCAUGUGUCUCUGUAGUCAUGUGGCCAGGUGGGACUAUGUAGGUAACAGAUUGCUCGUGUCUGAUUUGGUACAAGCAUGUUUGUUUUCCUCUGUGUUCAUGUGAGUGUUUACUCAACAAAUGUUUACUGGACACACUCAGAGAGAGGGAGUGUGCAUACGUACGUGUGUGUUGCUAUCCAGCAUGUGGACUGGGCUCCCAGAAGAGCUGGCAUUGUGUCUGAGCAGAGCUGGGUCCCCCCAAAACUUGGGCUGGCCCAGGGCCUACCAGCAGCUGAUGUUGCCUCCUCUCCUGUCCUGGCAGUAGCUUCUGGGUUCUGAAGGUGCCGGAGAGAGUGAGGCUGGGCAGGGGUCUGCGGCCCUUUCUCAGGGACACACCCUGAUAGCACAAUCUCCUUGGGGCCCUGCCCACCUCCAGGCCUCUCCCACCCCAGGCCCUGCCCGACCCUGGGGAGAGAGGGGAUCUGCAAUAGGAGGGGGCCCGAGCCUGCCCUGGCUGCUGGCCCAUCCUGCCUGGGCAUCCCUGGUGCCGGGGACUGUGCCAGGCCAUGCUUGCUGUGACUCCGCCCCCGCCCCCUCUCCCCCCGCAUGUGGGUGCCCCCACUCCCCCAUCGUGGGGUCUGUGUAGCCUUCGCUCUAGACAUAGUCUUCCUGCAAUAAAAAAGUGGAUCCUGCAUCCCCACCA
Molecule: messenger RNA, 3431 nt
Organism: Gorilla gorilla gorilla (western lowland gorilla)
Lineage: Eukaryota; Metazoa; Chordata; Mammalia; Primates; Hominidae
Gene: DIRAS1
Product: DIRAS family GTPase 1
Exons: 2
Coding region: 185-781 (198 amino acids)
Biological process (GO): signal transduction
Cellular component (GO): membrane
Molecular function (GO): GTPase activity; GTP binding
Source: RefSeq, a predicted model, not a curated record